Penicillium canariense is the source of this 1653-nucleotide messenger RNA. RefSeq names its product putative amino acid permease. The transcript has 10 exons. The coding region runs from base 1 to 1653 and encodes 550 amino acids. Lineage: Eukaryota; Fungi; Ascomycota; Eurotiomycetes; Eurotiales; Aspergillaceae. Gene Ontology annotation, biological process: transmembrane transport. The record is from RefSeq and is a predicted model, not a curated record. Gene Ontology annotation, cellular component: membrane. Gene Ontology annotation, molecular function: transmembrane transporter activity.
AUGGCGCAGGAACAGGGUGAUCUCGUCGGUCGCGACGAGCUGGUUGCCGAUGGAGAGGGCGACCGCAGCUCAAUCGAGGCGACGGAUGAUGCAGCUCUGCUGCGAACGAUGGGCUAUAAGCCGGUGCUUCAUCGGACGUAUACAUUCUUCGAGAACUUUGCGACGACUUUCGCGGCGCUCUACUUCGUUGGUGGAGUGCGUGUCACGUUCAGCACUGGUAUUGCCGCAGGUGGAAACUUGGCCUACUGGACUAGCUACCUGGUCACGAUGGUCUUUACGUUCAUCACUGCUGCUGUCAUUGCUGAAGUGUGCUCAGCGUCUCCGUCUGCUGGCUCAAUCUAUCUCUGGGCUGCUGAGGCUGGUGGUCCCCGUUUUGGACGACUGAUGGGUUUCGUUGUGGCUUGGUGGAGCACUACCGCUUGGACAACUUUCUGCGCAAGCAACACCCAGGCGGCCGUCAACUACAUGCUCGCUGAGCUCACUGUAUUCAAUGUCGACUUCCCGAAGGACGCUAGCAGUGUGAAGUUUCGUGCCGUCCAGUGGAUCUGCACCGAGGUUCUACUUGCCCUGGCAGCUCUGUUGAACUUCUUGCCUCCUCGUUACUUCAAAUACGUCUUCUGGAUCUCGGCCGGGUUCGUCAUGCUUGACUUCUUCUUGAACCUCAUCUGGCUCCCUAUCGGUACUGCCAAGACAUGGGGUUUCCGCUCUACCCAUGAAGCCUUUAUGACGACCUACAACGGUACCGGCGCGCCCGCUGGCUGGAAUUGGUGCCUUUCUUACUUGGCUACUGCCGGUAUUCUGAUCGGAUUCGAUGCAUCCGGUCAUGUUGCGGAAGAGACCAAGAACGCUUCUAUCACUGCUGCGCGCGGUAUUUUCUGGAGUACCGUCGCGAGUGGGAUUGGUGGUCUAGCUACCAUUAUUCUCUUCCUGUUUUGCGCUCCGACUGCCGACCAGCUUUUUGAGUUUGGAUCCCCUCAACCAUUCGUACCCCUCUAUGCGGUUGUCCUUGGUAAAGGCGGCCACAUCUUCAUGAACAUUAUCUGUAUUGUUGCACUGUGGCUGAACACCGCCAUCGCCAUCAUCGCCGCCUCUCGCCUCGUCUUCGCCGUCGCCCGAGACGGCGUUCUCCCAUUCUCUGGCUGGGUCUCCAAGGUGCACGGUGGCCAACCCCGGAAUGCAGUCAUCGUCGUGUGGGGUGUCGCAGCUCUGGUCACAUGCACUAUCCUGCCAUCUAAUGUGGCUUUCACGUCCCUCGUCUCGGCAGCCGGCGUUCCUAGCGCUGCCGCCUAUGGCCUUAUCUGCCUUGGUCGCCUUUUCUGCACGCCGAAGCGCUUCCCGAAGCCGCAGUGGAGCCUCGGACGCUGGAGCAAGCCGUUCCAGUUCAUUGGCGUACUCUGGAAUGGUUGGGUCGUGGCAGUCCUUUUCUCGCCGUACGUGUGGCCUGUGACUGGACAGACUUUGAAUUAUGCGCCCAUCAUUAUGGCCGGGGUUACCAUCUUCGCCCUGGUCUCAUACUUCGUCAUGCCGGAGAGCGCCUGGCUUCCACGGAACCGUAUCGCCCACUUUCUUGACAGCAAGGGCGCCUCUAACGUCUCUGAAACGGUGGAGGAGGUUGGCCCUUCCGCUCAAGAUGACAUGGUCCAGAGACAAUGA